AACUAGUUUCCCAUCCGGUGAGAGAGAAGUUGAUUAGUUGAGCGAUUGCAGGUUGAUCAGGGUCUCGUAGCCUUCAGGGCUUUGGAAAGCAGUUAUGACCAUGGUAAAAUGCGUGGUCCAAGGCUGCCCCAACAAAAGCUACCCAAAGGCAAUCUGCGGAAGCCGGCCCCACAAGCGCUUUUUCAGUUUCCCUAAAGAUCCCGCUAGAGUUAAAGUAUGGCUGGCCGCGCUCAGAGAGACGGAUAAAGUGCCUUCGGAUGAUCACCGCAUAUGCGAAGACCACUUUCUGAAAGACCACAUCACCCCGCGGGGAGUGAGCGAAGACGCCAUCCCGAUCAUGCCCCCGUACCUGGACGGACCCCUUGCGAUGGCCGCCGGGAGCGGCUCUGACGAGCAGGGCGACCUGUCCGAUGCUGCAGACCUGCAGGAUGAAGACGCUGGAGACCGGGACGGUGGUCACCUGUGGGAGACGGAGGCUCCCGACGUGAAUGUGGUGAAUGAGUCCGGUGUCUCUGGAACUCAGACGUGGAGUGUCGAAAAGGAAGGCCCCGCAGUGAGUAAAGACGAGGCGAAGUUCUGCGCGCCCAGGUACCGCUGCGAUGUGUCGCUGAGCCGGCUCACCAAGCGCUUCAUGGAGCUGCUCCGGUCCGCCCCCAACGGCAUCGUCGACCUGAACGACGCUGCCCGCGUGCUGGGCGCCCGCAAGAGGCGCGUGUACGACGUCACCAACGUCCUGGGCGGCAUCCAGCUCAUAAAGAAGCGCAGCACCAGCCAGAUCCAGUGGGUGGGGUCAGUCCCGUGCAGCGAGCUGGACUGGAAGGAGAAGCUGAGGGAGGAGCUGCUGGAUCUGUCUGCCGUGGAGGAGGCCCUGGACGAGCUGAUCAGAGACUGCGCCCAGCAACUCUUCACGCUGACCGACCACGAGGAAAACGCCAACUCGGCCUACGUGACACAUGAAGACAUCUGCAGAAUUGAGGCCUUCCAGGAGCAGGUGGUCAUCGCCAUCAAAGCUCCCGAGGAAACCAAGCUGGAGGUCCCCACACCGAGGGAGGACGGGAUCCAGAUGCACCUGAAGGGCUCUCGGGGACCCAUCAGUGUGCUGAUGUGUGAGACGGAGAGUCAGGGUUCAGAGAAAGCUGCGGGGGGCUCCUUCUCCACACUGGAGGACAGCAAGAUUCACACAGCGCCUCUGAACAGAGGUAAGCCAGGCCUGCCCCCAUCCACCUCAAACCCUGGGCCAGAGGGAUAGAGCUGGAGAAAUCCAGAGCUUCUGCAGCC
Megalops cyprinoides (Indo-Pacific tarpon) is the source of this 1278-nucleotide messenger RNA. RefSeq lists its product as uncharacterized. Gene Ontology annotation, biological process: regulation of transcription by RNA polymerase II. Gene Ontology annotation, cellular component: RNA polymerase II transcription regulator complex. The record is from RefSeq and is a predicted model, not a curated record. The coding region runs from base 95 to 1249 and encodes 384 amino acids. Gene Ontology annotation, molecular function: RNA polymerase II cis-regulatory region sequence-specific DNA binding; DNA-binding transcription factor activity, RNA polymerase II-specific; protein dimerization activity. The transcript is spliced from 7 exons. Lineage: Eukaryota; Metazoa; Chordata; Actinopteri; Elopiformes; Megalopidae.